AUGCAUGCGUCCUUGCUGCAGCAGCUGCUGCUGCUGACGCUGCUGCUGCUGCUGCUCGCCCUCCUCCCCCAGCAGCAGCAGCAGCAGCAGCAGCAGCAGUGGCCUGGUGCUGCUGCAGCACUAGCAGAGACAAAAACAGAAGAAGCAGCAAAAGGCAGAGAACGCAGCACAGCAGCAGCAGCAGCAGCAGCAGCAGCAGCAGCAAAGACAGGAGCUGCAGCAGCAGCAGCAGGGGGACCUGCAAAGAAAACAGAAGCAGCAGAAGCAGCAGCAGCAGCAAAAGCAGCAGGUGCUGCAGCAGGAGAGGCAGCAGCAGCAGCAGCAAAAGCACCAGCAGCAGCAGCAAAAGCACCAGCAGCAGCAGCAGCAGCAAAAGCACCAGCAGCAGCAGCUGCACGAAAAGCAGCAGCAGCACCAGCAGCAGCACGAGGAGCAGCAGCAAGACCAGCAGCAGCAGCAGCGAGAACAGCAGCAGCAAAGCCAACAGCAGCAACACGAGCAGCAGCAUCAAAACCAGCAGCAGCAACGAGAGCAGCAGCAGCAAAACCACCAGCAGCAGCAGCCUCAUCUGCUGCUGCUGCUGCUGCUGCUUCUUCUGCUGCUGUCAAUCCUAAGCUAACUGCUGAAAAAGCAGCAGCAGCACCAGCAGCAGCAGCACCAGCAGCAGCAGCACCAGCAGCAGCAGCACCAGCAGCAGCAGCAACACGAGCAGCAGCAGCGGCACCAGCAGCAGCAGCAGCAAAACCAACAGCAGCAGCAGCAGCACCCGUAGCAGCAUCAGCAGCACGAAUAGUAACAGCAGCACCAGCAGCAGCAGCAGCAAAAGCAGAACCAGCACCAGCAGCAGCAACAGCAACACGAGCAGAAACAACAGCACCACCUGCAGCAGCAGCACCAACAGCAGCAGCAGCAGCAGCAGCAGCAGCAGCAGGUGAGGGAUCGGCUCCAUCAGAACAAACCGAGUCAAAGGAGGCAGCAGAGCUUGCAGCAGCAGCAGCAGCAGCAGAACCUGCAGCAGCAGCAGCAGCAGAACCUGCAGCAGCAGCAGCAGCAGAACCUGCAGCAGCAGCAGCAGCAGAACCUGCAGCAGCAGCAACAGCAAGCGCAAAAGAUGAAGCAGCAUUAGAGGUCCGUGAAGCAGCAGCAGCAGCAGAGCCUGCAGCAGCAGCAGCAGCAGAGCCUGCAGCAGCAGCAGCAGCAGAGCGUGAGGGAUCGGCUCCAUCUGAACAAACCGAGUCAAAGGAGGCAGCAGAGCCUGCAGCAGCAGAAGCAGCAGCAGCAGCAGCAGCAGCAGAACCUGCAGGAGCAGCAGCAGCAGAACCUGCAGCAGCAGCAGCAGCAGAACCUGCAGCAGCAGCAGCAGCAGAACCUGCAGCAGCAGCAGCAGCAGCAGCAAAAGAUGAAGCAGCACUAGAGGUCCGUGAAGCAGCAGCAGCAGCAGAGCCUGCAGCAGCAGCAGCGGCAGCAGAGCCUGCAGCAGCAGCAGCAGCAGAGCCUGCAGCAGCAGCAGAGCCUGCCGCAGCAGCAGCAGAAGCAGGAUCUGAGAAAGCUGAAGCAGAAGGGCAGGAAGCAGCAGCAGCAGAGCCUGCAGCAGCAGCAACAGAAGCAGAAGCAGCAGCACAAACGAAAACAGCAGAAGCAGCAGCAAACACAUCGCCUGAAGAAGCAGCAGCAAAAUCUGAUGCAGCAGCAGCAGCAGCAGCCAGCAGGAUCUGA
Eimeria mitis is the source of this 1716-nucleotide messenger RNA. RefSeq lists its product as uncharacterized. NCBI's taxonomy places the organism in Eukaryota, Apicomplexa, Conoidasida, Eucoccidiorida, Eimeriidae. The record is from RefSeq and is a predicted model, not a curated record. Bases 1 to 1716 code for a protein of 571 amino acids. The transcript has 3 exons.